Molecule: messenger RNA, 1427 nt
Organism: Cladocopium goreaui
Lineage: Eukaryota; Dinophyceae; Suessiales; Symbiodiniaceae
Source: the annotation of a GenBank genome assembly
GCACAGUGUUCAGGGGCAUAGUGGCUGGGCUAGUGCAGUUGGCAAGUUACAAGUUGGCAGCAGUAGAAGCUGCGUCUGGAGCAAACAAUGGCGGUUCCAAACCUGAGGCUGCAGGCGGCACAGAAGGUCAACAAAAACCGCCCUUGGUCUUUCACUUGGAAGCGACCUGUGGCCGAGCUCGGGCGUCAACUGUGACAUUGCCUCAUGGGGAUGUUCUGACACCGGUCUUCAUGCCAGUUGGGACCCAGGGCACCAUCAAAGGCAUGUCUUCGGAGGACAUGAAAACGCUUGGGUGCCGCAUUUUGCUUGGGAAUACCUUUCAUUUGGCCAAUCGGCCCACUUGCGAGCUGUUGCGCAAAUGUGGAGGGCUACACAAUUUGAUGAAAUGGAAUGGCAACAUUUUGACCGACAGCGGGGGCUUUCAGAUGGUUUCCCUGCUGAAGCUGGCAGUGAUCACCGAAGCUGGCGUCGAGUUUGAGGAUCCAAAGAAGCCUGGAAGCCGAAUGCUGCUGACGCCGGAGAAGUCCAUUGAGUCGCAGAAUGACAUAGGUGCUGACAUCAUGAUGGCCCUGGAUGAUGUUGUAUCCUCGACCCUGGAUCCAGUCAAGGACGAGUUUCGCAUCAAGGAAGCGACAGACAGGACCUUGCGGUGGAUUGAUCGAUGUAUCUCCGCUCAUCGCAAACCGGAGAGCCAAAAUCUCUUCGGCAUUGUCCAGGGCCAUUUGGAUACGAAGCCUGGUGGACUGCGGGAAUAUUCUCUCAAGGAGAUGAUCAAGAGAGAUCUACCGGGUUAUGCCAUUGGUGGGCUCAGUGGUGGCGAGGCCAAGAACGAGUUUUGGCGCGUGGUGGAGCAGUGCACUCGGCCAGGAGCCGGACUUCCAGAGCAAAAACCGCGGUAUUUGAUGGGUGUCGGUUAUCCACUGGACAUUGUGAUCUGCGUCGCCUUAGGGGUUGACAUGUUUGAUUGCGUUUAUCCCUGCAGAACAGCACGCUUUGGGACUGCCUUGGUUCGAAGUGGCCAGUUGCGACUGACCAGCGCAGAAUUUGCCAAUGAUUUCCGGCCAUUGGAGCCUGGUGGCAAGGGCCCCCUGAAGGAGUACACCCGAGCCAUGCAUCACAGUAUCGUGACCAAAGAGACAGUAGCUGCGCAGCUCAUUACCUGGCACAAUUUGUGGUUCAUGCUGAAUCUGCUGACGGAGAUGCGAGAGGCCAUCAAAGCAAACACCUUCCCAGAUUGGGUGCGACAGUUCUUGAAAGACUUUUUUCCAUCAGCAGGCCCAGCACCUUGUGCAGUCUGCCCUCCACGCUGGGUGAAAGAUGCGCUGGAGGUGUGUGGCAUACCUUUGGAUGAUCUAUUCGAUUGGAGCGAGACAGCGCAAGAACUGCCAGACAUGCCCAAGGACUCCGCGAAGAAUUCCAAACAAUAA